GGCGGGCUGCAGUGGCCGCCGAGCGCCGCGAGGCUCCGUGUCGUCAUAAGGCGGCGGCCAUUUUCCCGGGCGGAGGCUGCCCGAGCGGGCGCUCGGAGAGCGGGGGCGGGCGGGCCUGAGGCGGUGCGGCGGCCGGGCGGCCUCGGCCCCCCGGUAAUCGCGUCUUCUCCCGGCGUCUCGUUUGCAGAGGGAGCACUAUGUCCGCGGAAGUCCCCGAGGCAGCCUCCGCGGAGGAGCAGAAGGAAAUGGAAGAUAAAGUGACUAGUCCAGAGAAAGCUGAAGAAGCAAAAUUAAAAGCAAGGUAUCCUCAUUUGGGACAAAAGCCUGGAGGUUCGGAUUUCUUAAGGAAACGAUUGCAGAAGGGGCAAAAAUAUUUUGAUUCUGGGGAUUACAACAUGGCUAAAGCAAAAAUGAAGAACAAGCAGCUUCCUACUGCAGCUCCGGAUAAGACAGAGGUCACUGGUGACCACAUUCCCACUCCACAGGACCUUCCUCAACGGAAACCAUCCCUUGUUGCUAGCAAGCUGGCUGGCUGAUUAAAAGAGCUGAACUGCAUGAAUCUUUCAAUUCCCAUUUUUUCUCCUUAAUAUGUUACUUUCUCUGCUUUUUAUUUCCUUUCAUUCACUAAGUCAUUUCAGAAUGACAGCUUUGCAGGUAGCGGUAGUGUGUGCUGCUAUUGUAAGGGAAUAUACAUGUGUAGAGUUUUUGAUUAGUUUAACAGUGCACUGAUAAAGAGAACAUGUUAGAGCAACAUAAAGUAAUCUACUUGAAAAUAAUUGUAUAUAUUACCUAACUCCUAGUGUAGGACUGUUUCAACAAGUAACAAGCAAGUUUUACAAUUGUAAUGUUUUGGCUUUCCUUAACUCAUCUUAAUUAUAGCUUUGUAUGUUACUCUUAUUUAAUAUAACCUCUAUUGUAUUGAUUUCUUCUGUAUUUUCCUUUUGGAUUUUGUAAAACAGAAGUUUAAGACCACAAGUUGGAAGAAAGGUUACAUUCUUCAAACAAAAAUAGAUGGGGCUCUGAAAGAUUUGUAUCUCUGCUUGAACUUGAAUGGCCUUAAACCUGUUUCAGCUUUAACAAUAGAAUUUUACUUGGGCAAUAUUUGCCCAUUCUGGUGUAACUUAUGUGACUCUAGUGCUUAACAGCUGCCGUUGAAGCUAGUUUUCUUAUUCCGUUCUAUAGUGUUAGAGUAUCUUUUGUUGAAGAUGUGAAUGAAGUGUGCAUGUGCAUUGACUGUUGAAUUCACUUUUGUGCCAUUUUUGUAAAUACAAUAGUUUUGCACAACCUCUCACAAAUGUCUGUAUUAAUUUCACAUAUUAAAAAGCAGAUGAUGUGCCAACCAGAAGCACAAGAGUUCCUACACAAAACUCUGUACGUCAUUAGAGCUUUUGUAUAGUAAGAGUAGUUUACAGUCUUGGGCUUAUAGAAUACUAAACUGAAAUCUUUGCUUAGUCUGUCAUAGACUUAAGCUUUUUCAUUUGUUAUUAAUAUCCAUGACAUUCAGUGGCCUUGUGCAGAUAUGAUAUGUUGCUUAGGCAUAUCUUUUGUCCUAUGCAGAACAUUUCAUUUUGACUUUUAUGAAAAUUGCAAUUCAUGUAAUUUAUAUAAACUUUUUUAAUGUAGAAACUUUUUACUUCCACAGUCAAUUUGGGGAACACUAGAAUAAAAGGCUUCGAUACUCUGCCUCCUGUGGCCCCUCCCUCCUUUUUUUCUUGCUGCUUUGACUCAAAUCUUGUUCACCUGUGCUGUUCAGUCUUCAGAAGCUUAGGUGUCUAUCCUCACUCUUGAAAUUUACUCUGCUGAAUGCUAUGUUUUAUAACAGAAUGAUGUUUUUCUUAUAAUUUCUUAGUUGUUAAUUAACCAUUCUUUAUCCUGUAUUACUAAUAUUUGACACUUGUUUAAAUAAAAGGAACUUUAUACUGAAACAUUUACUUGAGCAGCGUGGCCCAGGAACUCAUGUCAGGAUGAGCUGAAUUCUGGUAAAUAAUUUUAAGUACUUCUAAUGAGCUAAUAAGUGAAUUAGACUUAAGACACUUAGAAUCAUUUACGUGAUAGGUGGAACAUACUCGUAUUAAAAUAUUUAGAUAUUUUACUUCUGUAGAUGUCAUUUUAACAAAAUACCAAUUUAAUUUUACUUGUGGUUUAUCUAGAUAGUAAGAAUUUAAUUAACAGACUUUAUUGGGAUAUAGUUACUGCUCUCUUAGGAGCUCUUCACAUUGGUGUUGUAAUGCUAUAGCAUGACAUUGAAGAUCAGUAGCCUGAGAUGAUAGCAUUUUUUUUCUUUGUCUUUGACGUGCAUCGGCAUCCCUCUUUUGGGAUCUAGGCAUCUUUUCUAGAUCUUGGCUCCAUCUGUAUACUUGCUUUCCUAUGACCCCAAAUCAUUGUAAAUGGUGCCUUGAGCACAGCACCUGCACUUAAAGGCUGCCUAGCGCUGUGUAAGGCUUGCUGAUUAUCUUCCUUCUCCACAUACCCCCAAAAGGCAGAAAAGCAAUGAAAUCAGUAAUGUUCUAGUUUGUAAUUUUAAGAGUCAGUCAUAUGUAAAUAUAUUUGUUAUGGGAGCAAGUAGGUUAUUCCACUAUAUAUAAUCAUUGUAGGAUCCAUUUAAGAAUUAUGGAAUACCCCAAAGUAGAAUUUCUGUAAUAUGUAUUCCUUUUUUUUUUUUUUUUUUUUUUUUUUUUUUUUUUUUGUGACUAUUUGCAAGCUGUCACCACUAAAUUUACAUCAGAGAAGAUUAAUCUGAAAGAUCACGGAAACCAUGUUAUUCUUGACCAGGAUAGGACUCUAGACGCUGUAGUUUACAACAAAUGAUACAACCUUUGCCUAAGUUGUAUUUUGUAAAGUAUAAUGCUAAUAUUUAACCUACCUCAAAACUUGUUGAGGAUCUGUGAAAUACUGAGUAAGUGCCCAAAAUAAAAUACUGUUGAUUGUCUUUUUAUUAAAAGUAAGUUUCCUCAUUAAACCAACCUGCCUUCUGUAAAGUCACAGUGCUUAAAGUGUCAGGAUUUUCCAUUAGGGAAAGACCUGUCAAUAAGACUUUGUAGGUAUAAUAGCUUAGCCUCCAUUAUUGGUGCUUGGAAUAUAGAGGCUUUUAAUUUUUCUAUUUUUUGUUCUGCCUCAAAUCUCAGUUUAUUUAAGAUAUAUUUGCAAACUGUUUCACCAUUGCUUGAAUGAAGAUGUUGACUAGAUGAGCUUAAUUCUCCAUUUCUCUAAUUUCACAGUUGUGGUUUGAAAAAUGGCUAAUUGUCCUGUUUAAUGCAAAUGACUGUUGAAGUGAACUGAAGUUCAUGAUAACAAAUACUUGAUGAAAAUUGGCUAAAUCUGAAAUAAAGUACCUGUUUCAUGUCUAGUAGCUCUUACUUUGAUAGUACCGUUUGAGGAACAUUUCAUUUUUGAAGGCUAUAUCUGACACAAUUGUAGUUCUUGGCAUGUUGGGAUAGUAAGGAUUGUUGAAUUGUUUUGAUGAACUGGCAGUAGCAUGUUUACAGUCUAUUUACAAGUUAUUCAAUACUCCUGUGCUGCUGACCUAAAAAUAAGUCAUAACUAUUCAUCAAGACAGGCCUGGUGAAGCUUCUCUUUACUUGUUAUUACUUCAAAAGUUGGAAUUAGUUGCUCUUUUUACUUGAUGUAACAAAACCAUACCUCUGAGUAUUGAUAAUUUUUACUAAAUCGGACAUGCAUUCUUUCUCAAUCAAAAUUAGGUUUUAUCAAAGCUGAAAUGUAAUCUCUACUUAAAUUGUGCUGUAAACUUGAUGUUUGGUGAUCCAGGGGCUGGGAGCCUAUAGGAAGAGCACACCCGAGUGGCAACUAAAACAAGUUUCUCUUGGUGGCCUUUUCCCUCCCCAGCAUUCAAACACAUUUCUUGUACUUUUCAUUUUCCUUUUUCACCUCAUUGUACUUCACCCCACAUCCUUGCUUCUUAAGCCUCCAGAUGGUGUUUGUUAAAUGUUUAGUGCUGAUGAAGUGUCAACCUUGAAUAUCCUUACCAAAAUGCCACAAUUAAGGACACAUUUUUAAUUUUCUAAAACACUAUCCUAAUCUGGAUGACUAAUUUGAGUGACUGUCCCAACUCUACAACUCAGCAUAUGCACUGCCAGUCUUCCCUCAUAUCCUUUCUCCCCCUGACACUCCACCACUCCUUGUAAAAUUGGGAUCAAAGAAAUCUCAUUCCAGGAUUGUUAAUCUAAGGAUUUAAAAACACUGAUUUUAAUACUGUUUUACUAGUCUGGGCCUUUAAAGUAGGUAGACCUGUGGGUUUUAUUCUGCAUUCGCUGGUGGUCAUGAAACCAUUAAUGUAUAUUUGUAUUAUGUUACUUACCAACCAAAUUGCAUUUGAAAGAAAACACCUAAUUAAUAAGGCCUCAGAUCUGUUAUUGCAUCUCAUUUGUGAUGCAGUAUGACACUUUGCCUGUGUUAAAAGGGCCAAGAAUAAAUGCCUUUUUUGUUGAACAUGUCUAUAGAGUUGGCAGUUAAUGCUGAAAUUUGUCAAAUAGCCCUUCCAAAAUUAUACUUGUGAAAUACACAAAAAAAUAAAUUGAUCUGCUUAAUUUCUAUUGAUAUAA
Molecule: messenger RNA, 4559 nt
Organism: Acinonyx jubatus (cheetah)
Lineage: Eukaryota; Metazoa; Chordata; Mammalia; Carnivora; Felidae
Gene: ARPP19
Product: cAMP regulated phosphoprotein 19
Exons: 3
Coding region: 198-536 (112 amino acids)
Cellular component (GO): cytoplasm
Molecular function (GO): protein phosphatase inhibitor activity
Source: RefSeq, a predicted model, not a curated record